Molecule: messenger RNA, 2346 nt
Organism: Achroia grisella
Lineage: Eukaryota; Metazoa; Arthropoda; Insecta; Lepidoptera; Pyralidae
Gene: Pngl
Product: peptide-N(4)-(N-acetyl-beta-glucosaminyl)asparagine amidase
Exons: 10
Coding region: 120-1970 (616 amino acids)
Biological process (GO): protein deglycosylation; glycoprotein catabolic process; protein quality control for misfolded or incompletely synthesized proteins
Cellular component (GO): cytoplasm; nucleus; cytosol
Molecular function (GO): peptide-N4-(N-acetyl-beta-glucosaminyl)asparagine amidase activity
Source: RefSeq, a predicted model, not a curated record
CACAAAUGAAAAAUUGACAAGUCAUAUCGGCCUGAGAAUGAAUUCUUGCUUUGAUAAAAAUAAUAACAAGUUAUCAAAUAUAUAAUUACAGUAAUUUAAUAUAGAAUAAAAUAUUUACAAUGGAGGAUAUGGCACGCCUGGCGUUAGUGGAGCAAAGUGUACGGGACAGUAGGAAAUUCAGUGAAAUACUUUAUGAAGUUCUCGGUCAUAUUAUUAGUAUUUUAGAAAAUCCCCAUGACUACGAGUUGAGAACGAUCAGUGGUGAUUUUGUGAAGAAAUGUAAACAGUAUGAAGCUUUAGUGGACUAUAUGAAAUACAUUGGUUUUCAACUGGUGGCAGAUACAUUAAUAUACCCGAAGGACUAUUCACUCAGCAAAUUGAGGAUUGCUCAAGUGACAAUAGAGAGGAAGCUCUGUGUGUGCUAUGGAGGCUUGGAUCAGAGCAAAACCAGUAUUAAAUCUAUAAGAAGCCAACCACAAACAAAGAAGACUAUACUCACUCCAGCUAAUAUACUGAAAACUAAAAACCCAUUGUUGCUAAAAAUUGAAGCAUUAUUCAAUAAUAUGAUAAAAUAUGAAGAUGAGGACUUACAAGAUUUAGCACGACAAUGUAUUCCUAUUGUGACAUUACAAUUGAUGGCUAUUGACAGAGUCAGAGAACGACAAAAGAAGAUCAAAGCUGGAGAAUUCAAAGGACAAGACCUCCCAUUCGACAUUGCUUUGCUGAUGGAACUCAUCAACUGGUUCAAGCACAAGUUUUUCUCGUGGGUCGACAAGCCAGCGUGCAAGAGAUGCGGUGGGGAGACCGUAUUCGCUAAGACCACAUCAUUGAGAACUGAAACCGAAACAUGUACAUUGGAGUUAUACCACUGCUACCAGUGCGAGAUAGAAACAGACUUCCCUCGAUACAACGAUCUGCGCGCGCUGUUGAAGUCGCGGCGCGGACGUUGCGGCGAGUGGGCCAACUGUUUCACUCUAAUAUGCCGCGCAAUGGGCUACGAUACACGAUACGUGUAUGACGUCACGGAUCAUGUUUGGUGCGAGGUGUACGACUACGACACAAAAAAAUGGCUUCACGUGGACCCAUGUGAAGCCAUAAUGGACGCACCGCUCACCUACAGCCACGGAUGGGGCAAGAAACUCUCCUACGUCAUUGGGGUCUCGAGAGAUGACCUUCAGGACGUCACCUGGAGGUACACCACUAACCACAAACAGAUCCUGGGCAGACGAAAUCUCUGCAACGAAGCUGAUUUGAUAACGGGUUUAAUGACAUUACGGGAGCAUAGACAACGCCAGGUGUCGGAGGCUAGGCGGCGAUAUCUCACCAAACGAGCACUUGAGGAGCUGGUCGAGCUCAUGGUGGAAAGAAAGCCAAAUGACAGUGAAUCACACGGGCGGAUAACCGGCUCUAAAGACUGGCGAGCGAAGCGUGGCGAGAUCGGCAAUAUUAGUCAUACCUUUGAACUCUCUAAACCGGGCAACUACAGUAUCCGGUACUAUCCGAGCACGGACAAGUACCGGAUAUCCUGCGACGGAGGAAAAGACGAUCUGGUUAUCGGAUGGGAGGCUGGAACUUAUGAGCGAAAGGGCAUGUUUAGGAAGAUCGAGCUGGAUUGGAAACAAGUCUAUUUAGCAAGAGAACCGGACGAAAAUCAUGGUAGCAUCUCGUGGAGACUAAGUACAACAGCCGAUCACGUGUUCAAGGUAAUCAGCAUACAAGCCAGCACCGCUGUGUUUGAGACCGGAAAGAUCGACUGGAAGUUAAAAUUUGAUAAUAAGGAUCCUGUGUAUACUAAAUUUAGUGAAUCACCAACAACGUUCAGUGACGAAUUCACCACCGCAGUGAUUACAGUGGAUCUCAGUGGCGGCAACGGUGAUGUGGCAUGGCAACACGCGCAGAUAUUUAGACAAUCAUUAGAAACCAAAUCUAGUGGCUUCGAAAUACUGGCCACUGUAGUCAAAAAACAAUAAAACCAAAUAUAAAUUUAAAUUUUGACCACAGAUUCUAUAUAUUUUUUUUAUAUUAUAAGGUGCUGUUUCUUUACUAAUUUCUAAAUUAAAAAUUUGACCACAGCUUGUAUACAUUUUUAGGUUAUGAAGUUUUGGUUUAUUUUGUACUUUUUAAAUGAUAUUCCAGAAUGUUUAGUCUGUAUUUAGAGGUUUAUUUGUUAUGUGAAUUUUAUAAAAUCUGUUCUAAGUUGUUGAUACCAAUAAAAUUGGGUUUAUAAUGUUAUGUUUUCUUGUACAUUUUUAGUUUAAGUUUUGACGGUGAAUAGUGGCAUUUCAGUAAUGGCGGUAAUUUUUUAAAUUAAUAUCCUAUAUACCUUGCGCAUCUGUUUACAUACAA